AUGAGUUUGUCAAUCAAUUCCAAAAUUUUUUAAAUCUAAAAUUAGGAAUAGAUAAACUAGCUUGUAAACUUUCUCAAGCUUAAUGGUGAAUUUACAAAGGGAGAAUUUCAUUUUGUAGAUUAGGAGCAAGGCAAAAAAUUUUCUUCAUUCAGAUCAGCCUUUUAGACAAUAUAAGAAAGCUUCCCAGAUUUCAAACUUAAAUUCACAAAUCUCAUAGGCAAUGUAUAAUCCACUACAGAUGCCAAUUUAAAGAUGAAAUGUGAAGAUACAAGGCAAACUAAUUAAACAAAAACAAAUGAUCAAACUAUUAGUAUAGAUUAAUGUAGGACUUUCGUAUCUCAAUAGCCUCAAAUGGCUGUGUAAUAGUAAGUCGAACAAAAAAAUUAACAUGCGGAAUAUAAUUAGGAUGAUAGUUUAAGGGACCAGGAAAGUAGGGUGUCUUCUGAAGAAAUGGGGGAUGACAACAUUGAAGAUGACAAUCCAUAAUAACUCGUUUCUGAAUUAAAUGAAGAUAAUGAUGAAUCAGAAUUAAAAAGUGAAGUUAUUCAUGAAUUAGAAUAUCAGGAAAGCAAAAAAUUAUAAUGUAAUAGUGAAUUGGCUUCACGAGAAGGAAAUGAUGCAGAAAUCAAAAUUCUCGGAUUGUAAAAUCCUUAAAUAAUUAAACUCUAAAAUAAUUUUAUAUUACAAAUAAUAGAAAAAUUUUUUUUAUAAGAAUGGACUUAAUUGAUUAAAUAAUUAAAUUUGGAGUAAAAAUAAAUGAAUCUUUACAAACUUUAGUUAAAUCUAGAUCUUGAUCAAAUUUAAAACGGCCUAGAAGAGUUUAUUAAUAAAAUUUCUUAUGUCGAGAUUGAAUUUUGCUAUUACACCAAUUAUACGAUGAUAGCCUAAUCAAAAAUAAAUGAAUAUUUAAGACGUUUCGAAAUAUUUCCAAUUAAAAUAGCUGAUAAUUUCUAUUUAGUUUCGAAAAUCUAAACUCUAUCUUAUCUUUAAGAAAUAAGUCAAAUGAUAAAUAAAAAUUAUAGGGGAAUUUAUUUACAUUUUUCAUCAUUAAAACCAUAUAAGUAAGAAAGUUUAUAAAUUAAAGAUCUGACAUAAUGUAGAUCACUGUAUUAUGAAAAGUUUUUGUCAGAACGGUUUAAAGAAUAUUGUAUGAAUCAAUAUUUUGAUGAUUAAUGCUUUUUUUUAGAGAUAAAUUUUAGUCAGAUUAAGUAAAAUAGAGAUUUAUUUGAAAAAUAAAUUAAAAAAUAUAUUCAAUGCUAUAUAAAAAGUCCUUUUUUAAUAAAAUUUACACCUUAAUGCAAUAUGGCUGAUGAAAGGUAGAUAGAUGCAUGGUUUAGUGAGGAAGUAUAAGAUCGAUAAUCAAAUUUUGUCUAUCUAAGAAAGGGAAGUUCAUUCCUCUUGUUUGGAAACACAGUUGACCUUAUAAGGGUGUUUCAAAAAAUUAUUGGGAAAGGAUAAACAUAAUAAACUUAAAUCACUUAAACAACUAUAGUUAUUGAUAAGCAAAACCUUUUUUAGCCAACAUUUGAUGCUCAAAAAAUCUUUGACUUAGACGCCUUUGUUAACAUCUUGGAUCAAAGUGGAUAUAAAAAAAUUUAAAGUUCACCUCAAGAUUUGAUCCUAUAGAAUUAAACAAACAAUAGCUUUAAUUAUCUAUUGAAAGUCCUGGUAGCGAUAUGUAAUUUUCGAUUGCAGAACCAAGACGAAAAGAAACUCCUAGCUAUUUAUACAAAAUUUGAUUAAAAUCCAUAAAAAAGUCAACUUUGUAAGUUAGAUAAUGAAUUAUUUUUUCUUUCUCAAGUUGGUUGUUAAAAUGGAAGGACUGAUAAUUUUUAAGUGACGAUUAAUAUAUCUCUCAACAACACAGGUGUUUUUUCCCAUUCCAAAAUCAUAGAAUUGAAACCUAAAUAUUUGGAUAGCGUAAUUUAUGAAUACUUUUACUAAGAAUUUUAGGAAAAACUAGUUCAAAAAAAUUCUUCAAUUCAAUUUGUUAAAAUAGAAGAAGGUAUAUAUAAACUUUAAUGUUAAAACAUUUAACUGAUAAAAUAAUUUGAGGAUUAUUUCUCCAAAUUUGUAACAUUAAAAGUAACAUUAAAUGAAGAAUUACUAAGAGUUUUCGAAUUUAGUAGUUAUAAAAAAUAAGAAUUCUCUAAAAAAGGUGUUUAUUACAAAGUGGAAUCUGAUGGAUUGAUUUUUAUUUCAAGAAGCAUGGAUGCUAUUAAAAUUGUUAAGCACAGCUUAUAAAAUUAUAGAGGAUUUAUUAUAACGAUGCAUAGUUUAAAGUCUUAAAAUUAAGAAGAAAAACCUGAAAAUUAUUAAUUAGUUUCAGCCAGAAUAGGCUAUACAAAAUACAUUCUGGGAGACUUUAUAAAAAAAAUGAAUCAUCAAUAACAAAAUAUACGGAUUGAGGAGAUAGAAGUUAAGGAAGAAUAAGAAGUAAGUGCAUUUUGUAUUUUCCAUUUAAAUUUUGACAUUUAGAGAAACAAUUUUAAUUCAUAGAAAAUGGAAUUAGCAACAAUUCAAUUAUAAGAGGAUAUAAUUUUAAUGAUGUAAAAUCUAUACUUUUUUGAAAUUAAGGCUGAUCAAGAAACUGGCAAAGCUUUAUUUUCAAAUAUUAUUAAAAAUCCAUAAAUUUAUGUCACAUUCAAAUAAUAAUACAGUGAUUAUUAUAUUACUAUGUUGGGAAAUUAAAAAAUAUUCAAAGAUUUAUCUGAAAAUUUAAUCAAAUUUAAUGAGAACCAAAAACAAAUUGUACAAUUUAGUAUUUAUAUUGAUUAAUUUUGUAAUUUUCAAAAUAUAAUACAAUUUGCAGAAAGCAAAAAAAAAUUAAAAUAAGAUUUCGAAAAAAAAGGCUUUGAAGUUGAUGAUUAAAAAACUAAAUGGAUAAUUCAAUCAAAAAGACCUUCUUAAGCACUUUUAAUAUUAUCCAUUUUAGUCCCAAAAAUGGCUGAAGAAGAUGAAUCACGAUAUUUGUAAUAUUCGAAUGAAUAGAAUGAAUAGUUUUCAAAUAUUUCCAUGAUUAAAAAUGAGAAUUCAUCCUUUUAAAGCAAAUCAUUCUUUUUAUAAUAUUAGGACAUUUUUGAAGAUUGGUAACAAAAACUUACUUCUAACAGUAUAUAUCAGAAUGAUUAACUAAAAGUUAAUAGAAAUGAAAAUAAUAAAUCUGAAUUAUAAUAACAAUCAUAGCAAUAAUAGUAGUAAUAAUAAUAACAAUAACAGCAAUAAUAACAAUAAUAUUAAUAACAAUAACAGCAAUAAUAACAAUAAUAAUAAUACUAAUAACAACAACAACAAUAAUAAUAAUAAUAAAAUUAAUAAUAAUAAUAAACAAUUUUAUCUUUUUAACAUGAAGAUUUUAGCCAGUAAAAUCUAAUACUACAACAAUCAUAAUAAACAAAUCAAUUCCAAUUCGAAGAUUUACCAAGAAGCAAAAGUCCAUUUGAUAAUUAAGAUAGUCAUGCAAAUCUUAGUAAAUCAUAAAUAAGUAAUAGUUAAUCAAGUGAAAUAAUAAAGAAUUCUUUUUAAUUUUCAAAUAUUAGGAAUUUUCCUUUUGAAAAAUAAUGUUUAUUGGUAGAAUUUUAAAAAAAUUAAAGAUAAAUUGUACCUCCGAUUGAUGAAAAAUUGAUUCAACAUUUGACACAAAAUUUUAAAAAUGAAAAAUUUGAAUAUUUUGAAGCAAAUGUAGAUUAAGAUUAUGUUAAUUAUUUUAAUAAUCUUGCAUAACAAACAAUUAAUUUGUAUAUCAUAUAAAGACCAGAUAAAGAAUAUCAUAAUGAAUUUUCAAAAAAACUUUUGUAUUAUUUAAACUAUGAAGCAUUACUUGAAAAGUUUAUGAGUCAUAAUUCACUGAUUAUCAUUUGCUGUAAAGCAAAUAAAGCAGCACGUUAUUAAAUUCCACAUAAGGAUAAAAGUUAUUAAAUUUGUUUAAAAGAUUCAAAUUAAGUGUUACCUUUUUUAUGGAUCAGAAGAAAAACUAAUGGAAAUUGA
Paramecium tetraurelia is the source of this 3987-nucleotide messenger RNA. RefSeq lists its product as uncharacterized. NCBI's taxonomy places the organism in Eukaryota, Ciliophora, Oligohymenophorea, Peniculida, Parameciidae. The transcript is spliced from 4 exons. The record is from RefSeq and is a predicted model, not a curated record.